This is a messenger RNA of Linum trigynum, 2985 nucleotides long. Lineage: Eukaryota; Viridiplantae; Streptophyta; Magnoliopsida; Malpighiales; Linaceae. The record is from the annotation of a GenBank genome assembly.
UCAUAACAUUGCAUACAUGCAUUUGCAUUUGUUAAAAAGAUAAUAUUGGCACUAACGGGUAAUCUCAUGAUUAGGUUUUGUCACCAGAUAAAAUUUCUGCUUUGAAACUUCGUUAUUACAAGAUGGCAUAUCUGUUUGUUCAAAGAGAAAAGAGUGUGAUGGAUCAAUCAAUUGAGGAUAAAAAAAAGGAAGGAGACAGGUUAAUGCAAAGAAUUGAACUUUGAUCCAUGGGAUCAGUGGAGAUUAUUGAUAACCCAAUUCACAUACUAAAGCAAGCAUUGCAACAAUUCACACAACGAGAAAGAUAAGCAUUUGAGCAGUGAUAUGGGCAAAUGGCUGAUCUGCUCGAUGUAUCGUUCCUCGCCAACAUGAUCCGGGAAAUCCUAAAUUAUUGGGACCCAUUCUACAGUUGCUUCUCAAUAAAUGAAUUGGACUUUUCCCCGCUGCUAGAAGAAUAUCAAUCAAUCCUGCAAAUAAAUAUAAGCCAGCCAUACAAGAUAUAUGUGAACCGGCCAGAUCCAAAUACAAAGAAGGCACUGUCAAGGAUAUUGGGGAUAGACAAAGAAUGAGCUCAAGACAUGAUAUAGUCAAGCGGUGGGCCAGAACGAGUUCAUAUGAAUCAACUCAUGCCAUACCUCAACCGAACAGCGAAAGUCGGAUACCACAUGGAGGCGUUUGCUCUGCUCAUAUAUGGGUUCAUACUCUAUCCCAGUCUGCCCAUCUAUGUCGACAGUUUCGCCAUCAAGGUGCUCCAACAUGAUUUGAUUGACGCCAACCCCAUCACCUCAAUAUUAUCUGAGACUCCCAUCGCCCUUAGUCGAUGUCGUCGAUCCGAAGGGGGUUACUUAUAUGGGUGCACAUCCCUGCUCGUGGUAUGGCUUUUUGGGCAUCUCAACCCCUCUCCUAGUUACGGAAUCCCAGACGUUCAGUAUGCAUUGGUGUACGAUGGCUAUAGAAGAUCAAUUCAAGAAUUCACCAGAGCAUCGCCAACUUACAUACAAGUCGCUGCUAGUCAAUGGAGAAAUUUCUUUGCCUCAUUCGGGAAACAUAAUAUGUCAUGGAAGGCACCAUGGAUGACUGGAGAAUAUAUCCUAUAUGGAUUUGAGAAAAAGCAUUGGAUACCAUUACUGGGGCAACUGGGUAUGUAGCAUAUGCACCAAACAUGUUUAGGAGGUAGGUCGGUUGUCUUCAAUUUACUCCGAUGACCGGCGAGAUGGGAGAGUUGAACUUCACUUACUCAGAUGUGGAUGUGGAAACAAAUAGUAAAAAUGCUAUCAAGUUAUGGAAGCAACCAAGGCUCAUCGAUCAUUCAAUGAGCGAUGAAUGAAUGAUCGAUGAAUACAAUAGAAGAUUCUCAUACCUUCACUCAUCUGUGACUUCAGAAUGAGCGAUGAAUACAAUAGAUGAAUACAAUGAGCGAUGAAUUGAUCUUCUAUUGUCAUCGUACACUAGGGCUGCAAACGAGCCGAGUCGAGUCGAGUUUUUGCUUAGCUUGAGCUCGGCUCGUUUAUUAAUUUUUCAGCUCGAGCUCGGCUCGAACUCGAAUUUUGAUAAUCCAGCUCGAGCUCGAGCUCGGCUUGAAUAAAAAUAAUCUAGCUCGAGCUCGACUCGGUAGAGCUCGAUAAAUGCUCAUUAACAUAGCUUGUUAAGCUGAGUACAAGCUCGGCUCAAGAUGAGCUCGAUUUAAAAUCAUUUUUGCUGGAAAAAUGUAUAAACAUAAGAAUUUAAAUGAUAGAAAGAACACUAGAAACUAGAAAUAACAUCUAAAUUUCAUACACAUCUGUAUUAUAAGACAAUGUUCAUGUUUAAAAGAGUAAUUCAUCCUUCCACAAGCUCAAAACAAGGCAGCUCGCGAGCUUAGCUCGACAAGCCACCGAAUCAAGCUAGCUCGCGAGCUUAUCAAGCUGAGCAUGGUCUAGCUCAGGCUUGGCUCGUUAACUAACGAGUUGGCUCGCGAGUCGGCUUGUUAAAUAACGAGUCGAGUGUCGAACGGGUUUUUUCCGAUUCGAACGCCGAGUUGCUCGCGAGCGGCUUGGCUCAUUUGCAGCCCUAUCGUACACCAAUGCAUACUGAACGUCUGGGGUUCCGUGACUAGGAGAGGGGUUGAGAUGCCCAAAAAGCCAUACCACGAGCAGGGAUAUGCACCCAUAUAAGUAACCCCCUUCGGAUCGACGACAUCGACUAAGGGCGAUGAGAGUCUCAGAUAAUAUUGAGGUGAUGGGGUUGGCGUCAAUCAAAUCCUGUUGGAGCACCUUGAUGGCGAAACUGUCGACAUAGUUGGGCAGGCUGGGAUAGAGUAUGAACCCAUAUAUGAGCAGAGCAAACGCCUCCAUGUGGUAUCCGACUUUCGCUGUUUGGUUUAGGUAUGACAUGAGUUGAUUCAUAUGAACUCGUUCUGGCCCACCGCUUGACUCUGUCAUGUCUUGAGCUCGUUCUUUGUCUAUCCCCAAUAUCCUUGACAGUGCCUUCUUUGUAUUUUGAUCUGGCCGGUUCACAUAUAUCUUGUAUGGCUGGCUUAUAUUUAUUUGCAGGAUUGAUUGAUAUUCUUCUAGCAGCGGGGAAAAGUCCAAUUCAUUUAUUGAGAAGCAACUGUAGAAUGGGUCCCAAUAAUUUAGGAUUUCCCGGAUCAUGUUGGCGGGGAACGGUACAUCGAGAAGAUCAGCCAUUUGCCCAUAUCACUAUUCAAAUGCCUAUUUUUCUCGUUGUGUGAAUUGUUGCCAUGCUUGCUUUAGUAUGUCAAUUGGGUUAUCAAUAAUCUCCACUGAUCCCAUGGGUCGAAAUUCAAUUCUUUGCAUUAACCUGUCUCCUUCCUUUUUUUGAUCCUCAAUUGAUUGAUCCAUCACACUCUUUUCUCCUUGAACAAACAGAUAUGCCAUCUUGUAAUAACGAAGUUCCAAAGCAGAAAUUUUUUCUGGUGACAAAAUCUAAUCAUGAGAUUACCCGUUAGUGCCAAUAUUAUCUUUUUAACAAAUGCAUGUAUGCAAU